Molecule: messenger RNA, 2067 nt
Organism: Penicillium paradoxum
Lineage: Eukaryota; Fungi; Ascomycota; Eurotiomycetes; Eurotiales; Aspergillaceae
Exons: 1
Coding region: 1-2067 (688 amino acids)
Source: RefSeq, a predicted model, not a curated record
AUGCCUUACAUCGCGAGGACAGCCGAGCUCCCCGAGCUAGCUCUCAAUGGCGGGCUCAUUGACCCCCGAGCUGAGAAACAGCCUUGCUUUGGGCAACGGAUGAACUGUCGAGACCUGACAGACUCCAUUUCCAAUACAACGAAAAUUUCGCCUUUACAAUCGAAUCCCAGAAUGACUGGUGCCAGACCCACCACUCAGGAUGUCGAACCCCGCAAGCCGGUCACCGAGUAUCAAACCAAACUCGACAGCAUCGUCGCCCGCUCAAGAGAGAUCGGACAGUCUUCUGGUGAAAGGAAUCCACACCAGGCAUUAUCUGACCUAGUACCGGGGCUGAUUGUGAGCGGUGGUCGUAGCCGCUCGCCGGCUUUUGAUUGCCUGCCUGUCGUCUCCCAUUGGGCUGACCGCACCAACGAGACUUCUGCAGAGGAUCCUGCUGCCACCGUCCGGCUCUCUUCGACAUGGGGUACUACUCACGUCGUUGGCGAAGGAACCACCAUGAAUUGUCCUCUCGGAGCCCCUUGCUGGUCGCUCAAGUCACACGGUAUAGGACUACCCGAAGCUGGGUCGAGUAAAUUCUCUCAGCAAUACGUUCCUGAAACGGAUACGCUGACAACAACGGUCGAGUUGGCACGUCGUCUCGACACGCCCAAAACUGAGGGGGUUCUCGCAGCUGCCGCAAGUAUUUCCUGGAUGCGUAACGCACGUGUUGCAGACGCCGUCGAUUGUGCAAUUGGGCUUUUAGCCGAUGUGUCUGUUCUCUUGGAGGCCCGUGAUAAAGUGAUCACCACUGGAACGACCGAGCGGCUGCCGUUUGCAGAAGUGAAAGGGGCCGUGUUGCCGUCGUGGUGCUCUGCUCGCAAACCCCUUCCUCCGAAGUUGAGUGGAGUGGCAAUUUCAUCAGACGAUGUCACUGCAAACCUCCUCGCAGCAGAGGGCUGUGAGGGUCCUCUGCUCAACACGAGCAUUUUCUCUAUGGGAAUUGGCUAUAAUCGGGGCGUCUAUGGCGGUUCGAUCUCUGGCCUGUGGGCUAUCAUGGACUCCGGAUUUGUCUUGGAUUAUUCUAUCGGCAUCAAAGACACUGAGAUGGCAGAAAAGCUUUCCUCUGCCUUUUCGGAUGUAGCUGCGAUUGCUGAAAUAUCUCCCUCAGCUGGCCCGCAUAUGACUGAUAUCCGGGUCGUCAAGGGCUGCAACUAUGGAUGCUUACGCCAGAAGACCAUCAUCGAGGAUGCCCACCCAAUUCCCUCCCGCGGGUGUAUUGUGGUAUGGGAUGAUCUCGCCCGUCUUGCCCGGUAUAAGCUAGCAGAUGCUGUCUUCUGCCACGUCUAUUAUGAUGCGGGCGGUGGUGAACAGAUGGCUGCCAUAGCCGGUCUGGGAUGCGUUGUGCACGAUUGGGUGGAUCUCGGAGCCGAUGUGAUGUGCGGAGAAGUCAGCAAUAUCAUCCCCUCUCUGACACGCGGAUCUCUGGAGGAGGCACCAUUGGCAGAGGUCUACGCGCGUCUAAUCGGUGCGAUGAUUUGGUACCGAGACAAUGAUCCAUACAACCCGGCAGGCCUCUGCAUUCUGUUCACGCACUGGUGGCAGCUCUCCAAUUGUCGACACAGACCUGUCACUCUUCUUGGCAGGACAGACUUCGGGGUGGGCGCGGCAAUUUCCGCCAUCGUCCCGGCAGAGAGGCCCUCAUUGGAACACUUCCGAGCAUCCGGAACUCAAGUCGAGCGUGGGGAGCGGGCCCUUGCUAACGCUGAGGCACGACUGCAAUCUGUUAUUUCCUCUGAUCCAUUACCGGAAAUCCGUGCUGUUAUUGAUACCCUGGUAAAGCCUGUCAUCGCGUACGUGAGAGGGGCUGAUACUCUACCCUAUGAGAGCGAGUACGUGGGGCUCGUCCUCGCUGCUGAGGUGGCCUAUCCUCACGGGCAGAAGAUCACUGAGCUCUGGGAUCUUGCUAUCGUCAUGUGGGAGUGUGGCGCCAUGUGGGCGGCUGGAGUGGCAAGUCUCUGCUACACUCACACCGGAAAUGCCAACUGUGACCGGGCUCGAGGUGACUUGGCUGACACCACUUGGACGUGA